Anneissia japonica is the source of this 4837-nucleotide messenger RNA. RefSeq names its product insulin receptor substrate 1-like. Lineage: Eukaryota; Metazoa; Echinodermata; Crinoidea; Comatulida; Comatulidae. The transcript is spliced from 14 exons. Gene Ontology annotation, molecular function: insulin receptor binding; phosphatidylinositol 3-kinase binding. Gene Ontology annotation, cellular component: cytosol; plasma membrane. Gene Ontology annotation, biological process: insulin receptor signaling pathway. The record is from RefSeq and is a predicted model, not a curated record. The coding region runs from base 253 to 3138 and encodes 961 amino acids.
CAAUGAACCCGUGUGUGGCAGUAUUCACGGUGGUCUCUGGUUUUGAGGAAUUCGACGUAAACAAGUUAGAAAUCCACAGAAUAUCGGUUUACUUUGACAGUUUCAACUAUUUAAUGGCGAUAGAAAGAUAGAAAAUCUAUCUGUGUGUAAUUUGUGCUAUUGGACGUUGUCUUUUAAAGUCGGGGCGAUGAAUAUUCUUACUAUUGAGGAAAAAACUCUUUAGCAUCCAGAUCAAUUUGAGAAACAAAAAUCAUGACAGAAAACUCAAGAUUAACAAGUACGCCCCCAGCGGAUGCGAAUGUUAAAGAUAGUAUUAUCAAGACAGGCUAUCUCCUCAAGUACAAGACUAUGAAAAGAAAAUUUUUUGUGCUACGGUGUAGUCCAACAGGGAUACCAACCUUAGAAUAUUACGACUCGGAAAAGAAAUUCCUGAACGGAGCUACCUCAAAACGAGCAAUACAAUUAAACUGUUGCUUUAACAUCAACAAGAAAAAUGAUACAAAACAUAAGUAUGUGAUAGCGCUGUACACUCGAAAUGACUGCUUUUGUAUGGUUCUGGAAAACGAGCAAAUGCAAGAAGAAUGGCUUGAGGCUCUGAUAAUGCAACAACCUAAUCGAGAAAAUAACAAAAGCGUUCCAGCGUUUGAGCAUAUUUGGCAGGUAAGAUUAAACCCAAAGAAAGGCAUUGGUUCGAGUCAAAAUCGUAGUGGGAACUACCAACUCUGUCUGACGAGGAAGACUGUUCAUUUAGUGAAGAUGCUCAGCGACGGAGAUGGCGACUUAGAAUUCCCUUUGUCGACAAUUCGGCGAUGUGGUCACUCGGACUGUUUCUUCUUCAUGGAAGUUGGUCGUCAGGCACCGACUGGAUCUGGAGAGCUGUGGAUGCAGGUUGAUGACACAGUAAUAGCUCAGAAUAUUCAUGAAGCUACAUUGAAUGCCAUGCAAUCCAUUAAUCAGCUAGAAGAGAUGCGACCACGUAGCCAUAGCAACAACUCAAACGACAAUAAACCUCAUAGGAGGACAACACCCGGUUUAAUCCCCUCUAGAAGAAACCGAUGCGACAGCAUGCCUGCACAUUUAUCCCAACCCCAUAUUAAUAGCGACCGUGAAGAGGCACCUGUUCGGGAUGAGCAUGUCCCGCACAGUCCAGCAAGCACUGCAUUCAGGUCACGGACAAGAAGUGAAGGCGAGGGCCAUUUUAGAACUCGCUGGGGAAAACUAAGUCUCAUGAAAAUCAGCAGUAAAGUUCGCCCAAGGACGGCCAGCGAAGGAGAAUUCCACUACCGUGGAGGUCGCACGCCGGACAGUCCAUCAAGAAAUCGUCAAAAAUUUCCUCCGGCACGUUCAAAUUCAAAUGUAUUUCGCCCACCAAAUAUGUUUCCCAAGUCGGUGAUUAAAUCCAAUUCUGAUUCACCACCAAUUCCUAAUAGUCCUCUCAGUGAAAGUCCUCAAAGUUUUUUGGACUCGGAGCGUUACACAUCAAUCAUGUGUCAUUCCCCGGAUGGUAGUAUGGAUGAAUACAGCUCCAGUCCGUUGGAUUCCCUACACAGGUACGGGCGUACCCCCGAAUCACCCACGCCAACACCAAUCAGAGAAGAGAGUUUUGAAAGCGAUGAAUACAUCAACAUGUCACCUUCUGCUUCAUCUCAAGCCAUGCCUGUGCCUAGGUCAUCUGUUGGUAUUGAUAAAGGUAUUUUUCAUUAUCAUGAUGCACCAGUCAUCAGCAGUAGUGGCGGCAAGCAAACAUCGAGCUAUGAGGCCGUCAACCUAUACAGUCCAAUGAACAUGAGCGCAUGUGAUGCUUCAUCCAAUUCAGAAGAGAAACAAGUAUAUAUGAACAUGGAGCCCACGGCCAGUAAGAGUCGAAUAACAGCUACCAGUUCUCUUGACGUUCCCACCAAUCACAAGCCUAACAAAGACAAACUAAGGGCCUCGUCUAGUCACGACGAAGGUUAUAUUAUGAUGGUUCCUAAGAUUGAGAAUAAAGAAAGAAGAAGAUUAAGUAAUUUUAAGAAACAGUCAAGUCGAGAGGAUCAGGGGUCAAGACCAGGGUCACGGUUAUCCCAGAAGUCUACCAGUACAGACUCUCAAGACUCCUACAUGUUUAUGAGUCCGACUCCAUCUGAAGGCCAAUCAAAAGAAAGCAAGUUGCAAGCAAAGGACAAAAAGUCUAGCAAAGAUGGAAAAACAUCCACAAAAAGCACACGUCCACCAAGGACCAAUGGAACAAGCCAAUCCCAAAGUAGGAACAAUGUUCUAUUGCGGUCAAAGCCUGUAAGUUCGGAUAAUCCACAGGAAGCUUAUGUUAACGUUGAUUUUGAUUCCCAGACAGAAAAAAUUGGUUCUCAUUCCAUAAAAAGAAACGAUAGUGAUGCUCGUUCACAGAAGUUUGAAGGUAACACUGGUGCCAAAAUUGGACACGGUUCUCUUGCUGUAACCGUGCAGUCUCCUAGUCUAGAUGAGAGUGACGUUUAUACAAUGAUGGCACCAGCUACACAGUUGCUUGAUAAGAAUAACGAAGACGGUGUUAACAAGGUCCGCAGUAGAAACGAUCUUUUGAAAAUGAAAGAACUUGAUAAAAAUGAAAAUGUACAAAUUGAGUAUAUGAAUAUUAAUUUUGGCGGAAAAAAUGAAAUUGACUGUAGACUUGGAGAAGGCGGACGUCCGUCUAGUCCCCACACUUUGGAUCCUUCUUCAGACUAUAUGAAUGUGGGGUUUCGAACUGUGAAAUCACAGAAAUCUCCCAUCGUACCAGUUUCGCCGAUUGUCGAUAGCCAUACGCUGGACUUAACAGACUGCAUUAAAAACAUGUCAUUCCCUUCCGGAGGGAUGCGAAACUUAGUUGAGAUGUCGCCUGGAAAUGGGAAAACAGCUGAGGGAUUAGGUCCCCCCUCACACAAUUCAUCUCGCCGGUCGAGUCAAACAUCGUUGCAAGAGGAACGGGAGCUUAACUACGUCGAUGUUGAUAUAAGCCAUAAUGAUUCAAAUCAACCGAGCGAUGACCAAAGGUCUCGCUCACCAUUUGCGCGUCGUUCUGAAAAUGAAAAACCGGAUCAGAGCAUUACGUAUGCAUCAAUUGAUUUCACAAAGUCGGAAGGACUAAGAUCAACACAGAACUUAAGGGAAAGCCGAUUCUAGGUCAAAAAAUUAUAUUACAGAAACUGAAGAAUUUAUAGUUAUAAAAAUGAAUUUUAUUCUUUUUGUUCCAAAUAUUUAUUAAUUAAAUAUCUGUUCUUAAAAAAAGAUUUUCUUGGAGCAUAAUUUGAAGAAUGAAUCUGAAGAAAUUAUUAAGAUUGUUUCUCUCAUUAAUGAAUUUAAAUUCCAGAGUCUUAUUUUAUAGUUAAAUUUUGAUCAGUGAAAAAAAAAUGUAAUGAAUUUACUGUGUAUGAAUUUAUAGGCUUUGGCCUUAUAAAGUAUUUAUUUAAUAUUAUAAUUGUUUUUUUUUUCUGAUUCACAUCCAACAGCAAGUACACUCACCAUUUACAAGCUGAAAUAAUGCUUUAUAAACCAAGGGUUUGUAUGAAGCUUAGGGGUUGAUUUUUUUUUAGUGAGAAACAAAUCUCAAAAGAGAGGGUCUGAACCCAGGAUCUUGGGAUUGGAAAGCAAGCAGCCUAACCACCAAGCUAUUUAGCUUCAGUACAUUGUUGUUAUUAUUAUUGAUAUUAUUAUUUAGUAUUACUGUCAUCAUCAAUAUUAUCAUUACUCCUAUUAAUAACAUCAUUGUUUUUUUUUAUAUUUGGUUUCACCUUUGUUUUUACAAUAUUUUGUAAUUAGUGAUUAUAAAUUUUAUAAUCAUCAAUAUUUUUUAUUGACAGUAUACAUGAUGGAACACUUUACCUUGUAAAUCUUGAUUUUAUUCUGAGACUAACCUGUCUUACAAGUUAACCGAUUGUUUCGGUUGUCAUUAUUACCUUUACUUUGUAAAAGCUAAUUUAUUAGUUUGAUAUUUUAUCCCAAGAAAAGAUUUUAACUAAACAAGCCAAUGAGUUCAUUUCACAUUUUUUCCAUCAUUACAUGCACUGCAUUGCAGCCAGUAACAGGUUAGAUAGCUCAGGGAUGUUAUAUUUUCAACAUGUAUACAAAGGAUGAAUACAAGCUCACAGAAACCGUCACAUGCUCAAGCCACUUUCAAAAUGUGCUACAUCAAAUCCAACCAUGUGACUGAGACACUAACUUACAAAAAGAAAGUUCAACCACUAUAAGUAUAAAUGCUGGAUUACCACAGCUAUGAUGUAGUAGACCUAUUAGACCAAUUAGAACAGGGCCAAGAAUAUACGUGUGUCUCAUAAACGCACAUGAGUUGCGUAUGUAUUACACUGUCUUGCUGAUUGACCUUAGCAACAAUAUCCAAGGGGCGGGGCUUAGCGGAAAAGGCUGUUGAGCCACCAGGGUGGAUCUAGAGGAGUGGCUUAACAGGCUGAGUUCCCCACUAACAUUUUCCUCAACACGUAUGCUGUUACUACUGUGAAAUAAUAACAUAGUAAUUUGGCCAAAAUUAAAACUUUUAUGUAAGUGGAGCCUGAGGUAGUUAUUGAUUCUUUUUGGUACUGUCCCUCCCAACAAAAAAUCCUUGAUUCUCUUUUGGUUACUGAAAGCAAAUGACUUCACCAAAAAAUUAGUGGAAAGAAAAAUAUGAAAGACUGUGAAAAUUGGGACGUGGGCUGUAGGCAAUGAAUGAAGGCAAUUAAAGAGAAUAUUAGAUUUAAUUAUCUGAUAAGAUAAUACAAGUUAGAUUCCGUACUUAAUUAAUUCCACAUAUUACCUUGAUAGAAUGUGAACGAGUUUGAAAUUACCAUGAUGAAGGAUAUCAUUGAUUAAAUGUCUGGAGGAAAGUUAA